UUUUGAUUUUAAACCGUCAAUUACCUGUCAGCAAGUGUAAUUGAUACUUGGUGUUUUCAUUUAUUUGCAAAUCAAGAGAAGGGCGUAGAAUUCUCAUCCGAUCACUCCUAAAGCCAAGUGUAAAGAUCUUCAUAUGGCUUACUUGUUUAACAUAUUUGCAUUUGUUGUCAUUGGAAUUGCCGGUUCUCAUUUCCGAGGUACUUCUGCGGAAGCCAACUCAUCGACACGCCAUUGGAGAAAAAAACCUAUUCACCAGCUGAAUCUCACCGUAGCCUGGAUUGAAAGACCUCCAUAUUUAAAUUCCCCUUCUAACGAAUCCAUUGAAGACGAAGUCGCUGGGUUGUUUCGAGAUGUAGUUUUAAAGUAUUUGAUUUCUGAAUGUGGUUAUACCGAUGAAAACUACAGAUACAUUUACAAUGUGAGAACAAAGAAAGCUCAAAGUGAAUUUGAAAUGAUCGAGCUGUUGAGGCGAGACGAAGCGCACAUAGCUGCUCCUAUAUUCAAACAACAACACGAUGAGCAUUACAGUGAGUUUCUAUUUUUCAAAGUGCUCAAUUAUCCCGGAACCGAAUACAUAACAACGGCUGAAGAGGAAACCAGAGCUAUCAUUGUAGUAUUUAAUUCUUUGCUGAAGUCUUGGCCUUUGCUUGCCUUUACACUGAUCCUCACGGCCAUAGCUGGAAUUAUCAUCUGGGUACUUGAUUCAUAUUGGAACAGUGAAGAGUUUUCGCGUUCAUUCUUCAGAGGCUCCUGGGAUGGUUUUUGGUGGUCUUUCAUUUCCAUGACAACCGUAGGAUAUGGAGACAAGGCUCCAAAAUCUGUUCUGGCUCGUAUAUUCUCGGUCAUCUGGAUCCAGUUUAGCCUUAUAAUCAUGGCUGUCUUCACGGCAAAUGUAACAUCUGCAUUGACAGCUCUUUCUUUGCAUCUAGAACCAACAAGCCUUGAUGCCGUUGAUGUUGCAGUGUUGAGCAAUGGAACCGAAUACCAAUAUGCGCUGGAGGAAAAUGCACGUCCGAAGGUGUUUAACAGCAUCAAUGACGCCAUUGAAGCACUGGAAUCAAAGCAAGUCAACGGAAUGUUAUUAGACCGCUACGCUGCUUCCUAUUAUCAAAGAGAUGGCAAACUGGAAUCCCUUAUAACUGUGAAGAAGUUAGAUCUACAAAGAGACAUAGGAGCGCUGUUUCAUAAGAACCGAAAGGCGCUUGCCGAGUGCUUAACAAACAAUUUCCGUUCAGACAUAUGGAGAUCGGUUCAAGGCAUUACUGACUCAUACAAGCUAACACAAGAAAGGCCUCCGACAAGCUUCAAUCUCUUUGACGAAUCCUCCCCAUUCGUCGGAAAUUCCAUGUAUACAUCACUUGGAGUGUUGGCUAUUUUGCUUGUUAUUGGUAUGUCGUGGGAAGUGCUCAUUAGACUGAAAGGAAAAGGAAAAGGAAAUGUCACCAUGCACGUGGAUGAAGUCAUUAAUAAAGGACGGGUCUUAGAAGGAGAUACAGUUCGCGCCGAACUUGAAGUAAUGCGACGGCUCCUGCGCACCACACAGGAACAGUUUGACAAACUGGAGUCCAAAGUUUUUAAUAUUAGACUGAAAUGACACUGAUCAGAAAAGCUGUUAAUCCAUGUAACAAAUCGAUUCCAUGUUUCCGUACAUUUGUUCAGUAAUAGAUCACAGGAGGUGCAGCCAAUUGUGUCAUGCACCGAUGUUCUAACCACAUUUUUACGUCUACUGUGAUCUUCUAUUUCACAGACCUACGGCAACAUGGAAUCUAUUUGAUUUAUAUGAUGAAAAAGCAAAAUGUUGCUAAUGCUGACGUCGUAUAUUCGUCUAUCUUCCCAAUGUAU
Messenger RNA from Pocillopora verrucosa, 1842 nucleotides. RefSeq lists its product as uncharacterized. The record is from RefSeq and is a predicted model, not a curated record. Gene Ontology annotation, biological process: potassium ion transmembrane transport. Lineage: Eukaryota; Metazoa; Cnidaria; Anthozoa; Scleractinia; Pocilloporidae. Gene Ontology annotation, cellular component: membrane; voltage-gated potassium channel complex. Gene Ontology annotation, molecular function: delayed rectifier potassium channel activity; ligand-gated monoatomic ion channel activity.